AUGGCCCAGGGCGACAAAAUUGCGCUGCUCGCGAAUCGUCUGACGUUAAGAGCCUGGGCUGAGUUCGGGCUUGUGCUCGGCAUGUUCUACUUAGCCGACCGCACCGGGGGCAUAUCAGACUCCGGAAAGUCCUACGACCGCGACUUGUUCCUCACGCUCUUCCUCACGUUCGCCGCAUACGGUUGGCGCACAAGUCUAGGCAAGACAGAAACGUAUGUACCCUUGAACCGCAAGCAAACCGAGGAGUGGAAGGGUUGGAUGCAAGUUUUAUUUCUCCUCUACCACUACUUCAAAGCGUCGGAGGUGUACAACGCGAUUCGCAUCUUCAUCGCCGCGUACGUAUGGAUGACUGGAUACGGGAACUUCUCGUAUUACUAUGUUCGUAAGGAUUUCGGCGUUCCUCGGUUCUUGCAAAUGAUGUGGAGACUAAAUUUUUUCGUCUUUUUCACGUGUGUGGUGUUGCGUAACGACUACAUGUUGUACUAUAUCUGCCCCAUGCAUUCGCUUUUCGCGUGUUUUGUGUACUUCACGUUGUUGGUGUACAAGAAACAUAACGAGAAAAACAAAGUAAUCGCGACCAAGUUUUUGGUGUGUGUUCUUAUGUGUUAUGUUUUGUGGGAGGUCCCUGGGGUUUUCAAGCUGGUAUUCUCGCCAUUCCGGUGGUUGCUGAAAUACACGGAUCCCGCGAAACCGGAUAUGGACCCUAUGCACGAGUGGUUCUUUAGGUCCGGGCUGGACCGUUACGUUUGGAUUCACGGGAUGUUGUGUGCGUUUUGCCACCCGCGGUACGAUGCGUUUCUUCAGUGGAUUGACAAAAAGGCGAAACUGACCCGCGUUGCGAUUCAGACAACGAUUGUGACAUUUACGUUACUCGUCGUGUACUGGUACCAUGAGAAAGUUUACGUUCUACCGAAACUAGAGUAUAACAAGUUCCAUCCGUACACUUCCUGGAUUCCCAUCACGUGUUUCAUCAUUUUGAGGAACUUGACACAGACUCUGCGGAACACUUACGUCGAGUUAUUCUGUGUGUGCGGGAAGAUCACCCUAGAGACGUACGUUUCUCAAUUCCACAUCUGGCUCAGUACGUCGAGCGUGCCCAACGGACAGCCGGCAAGGCUACUGGAUUUGAUUCCCGGGUACCCUUUGCUGAACUUCGUGGUCGUCACCUUAGCACUUGCGGGCAUCUCGCAACGAGUUUUCUAUCUGACGAACGAGUUGAAGAACGUUUGCUUACCAAGUGAGUCCCAUAAAAUUGUUGCACACGUGGCGUUGGGCGUGAUAAUCGCUUUAGUCGCGAUUUCCAGUGGGUUCCUCGUCGUUUGCGUGUUUACGGCGGACCACGCUGCACGCACUUAG
This is a messenger RNA of Micromonas pusilla CCMP1545, 1356 nucleotides long. RefSeq lists its product as uncharacterized. Gene Ontology annotation, molecular function: acetyltransferase activity. The coding region runs from base 1 to 1356 and encodes 451 amino acids. Gene Ontology annotation, cellular component: Golgi apparatus. Lineage: Eukaryota; Viridiplantae; Chlorophyta; Mamiellophyceae; Mamiellales; Mamiellaceae. Gene Ontology annotation, biological process: plant-type secondary cell wall biogenesis; xyloglucan metabolic process; xylan biosynthetic process. The transcript has a single exon. The record is from RefSeq and is a predicted model, not a curated record.